CCCCCACCGAGGGGUUGGGGGACGGGCCGCCGUCUCCUCACGCCCCCCUCUUGCCCGCAGCCCGGCCGCCGUCAUGCCCGCCGCCGCCGCCGCUCCACUUCUUCUGCCGCCGCCGCUCCAACUUGGCGGCUGAGCCCUUCCCCGACACGCAGGAUCGCUCCCCCGCGCCGCCGGCAGCAUGGAGAGCGUACGUGAGCUCCAAAACCCACUCUUGGCCAAGGCCAAUGGGCACCUUCGCAGCAGCUAUUCUUACCACCAGCAUCACAGCCAGGACUACCCCAGUCAUCACUGCCAAGGGAAACUGUAUUCCUACAUCUUCCAAAACACUGGUGGUGCCAGGACUCACCAGCUGCUGGAUGCCAGUUCCCUGCAGCUGGCUGUUGAAGCCUUGUACGGCCCCAAUUUCAUCCUCGUGAAGGAUGAGACCACUCUCAAGGCCAAGGACAGCAAGACAGAAAGCUGCGAGACCACUUUUACGGAAAGCAAAGAGGCUCCGUCUGAAGCUUCCGAUGGGCACGAGGCUUCAGGGUCCUGCCUGGUAGAGAGCGACAUCCGCAUCCAAACCGUGUCCUACGAGGUGGAGGAAGAGGAGCUCCAGGAGUAUGAGAGCGACUCCUCCAGCGACAGCGAAAGUGAGGAUCAUUUCCUGAUGCUUCCCCCCCGGGACCACCUGGGCUUGGCCCUUUUCUCCAUGCUGUGCUGCUUCUGGCCCCUGGGGAUCGCUGCCUUCUACUUCUCCCAAGGGACCAGCAAGGCCGUCUCCAAAGGAGAUUUCCACCUGGCCAGUUCAGCUUCUCGCCGAGCUCUCUUCCUCGCCGCGCUCUCCAUAACCAUCGGCACAGGAGUGUACGUCGGGGUGGUGGUAGCGCUGAUCGCGUACCUCUCCAAAGGGGGCCAUGUAUAGCUCCCACCCACACGUCAGCGCCGCCCCGGCCACCAGCCCUCCUGGGAUGGAGCUUUCCUGCGGAGCACAGGGCGCCCGUGCCUGCAAGGGCUGCUUGCACGGCAGGACCCCGGCGUGCACGCCCCGCACAGGCUUUUUCCCCUUUCAGACAAACAGUAGACCCCCGUUCUUCCCCAGGCUGCGGGGUACCACCAUCUGACAGCAGGGAACUGGGCAUCGGCCUGGCUGCUGGGACCAGGAGGAGUACAUUUGGCUGCUGGAUGACACGCAGGAGAGAUGCUGUAGGCUGCUGCUGGGCUGGUGCCACCACCCCUGUUCUGGGGACAUGGCUUUCCCUCCCAGCCCCACAGCUGGGAGAUACACCACUGGUGCCCAGGCUUGACCCAUGAAGGGGGCACACAGGGAGGAGAGGGGAUAUGGCGCCGGAGAAUGACCCCGGGAGGUGGGUUCUCCAGACUCCCACGACGGGGACAACAUCCUCAUUUCAGUGCCACGGGACAGCAGCUGGCCCCUCAGCUGUAGCUAAAUAGGAGGUCACAGCAUGGACAUGACCAAAGGGCAUGCUCUCUGCAUCCCUGUGCAGACAGACCUCUCAUCCAAGGGACAUCCCACUUGCUGGCCCAUCCCAGGCAAGAAACAAGGAGAAAGGCAGACUGGUUGUUGCACACCAUCACUCCCAUCGUUGGAGCAAGUUGGCAAAGACAACAAGGUUUUCUCUGUGUUAAUGAUGACUGUCAUGAUAAUUGCAAGUCAAGAGUCCCCAUAAGGUUGGUGUCACACAGUGCUGGGCCCUAAAAAGACUUGUAAUGGUAAUUUCUAACCAAGAAACGACCUGGGAGGGGUGGGGGCCUGAAGGACUCCACUCUUGGCAUUUAGGUCAUGGCCUCAGACACAAAGAGGGAUGGAAAGAAAAGGCUGACAUGACACGCAGAGCCUGGGGUGGGAGAUCUGUUUGCCAGGGGAUGAGGUCCAGAGAGGGGGAAGAUGUGGAGGGAGCCCGAGACACAGGAACUUCUUCCCAUGCCUCCAUCCAAAGGCUCUGCUGACAAGGAAAUCCCACGCAUCCCCACUUACAUCUUACUUUCGCUAAUUCACAUGUUGUCAGCGACACAUCGAGUGCUUCGGAGGUGGGUGUGAAGGCAACGGCUGCCCCCAAGGGCUGGUGUUAAAAGGCCCUCCCUCACCCCCCCUCCCUAGCAUCCUCAUCCCUGACUCUCCCUCCCCCUGGCCAUGGCUCCCCUGCCGUCUCCUUCCCCGGCGUGCGGGAGGCUGCAGGCAGACUCUGGGCACCCGUCGCCCCUCACCGGGGUUUCGGGGCAGGCUGCAGCCAGCUCUGCAAGAGGCGCAGCGUGUUCCUCCAACUGGGUGCCGUUCAAAUGUACAUUUCGUCCUAAAGAAGCAUGUUAAUGUCUGCGAUUGCUGUUGUACUUGAGCCAUAAAAGAGAGAAGCACAUCAGAGACCUGUUCAGAAGCUGGUCUGAAAGUUCCCAUUACGUUUUAUAACAUGGAAGAGCUAAUAAAAAAAAAAGCAGGAAAAAAGACUCUGUUUAUAAGGACGUGGAGCUGGCUAGGGAAGAAGUGAGCUUUGCAGGAGUGCUGAGCUCACUUAAACCUGGAGGUGUUUAUGCAGUUCCCGGAGGAAGUUAUAAUCCAGCUGGUGUCUGGGCAACUUGGAGGGAGAUGUACUGCGAUGUAGAUCACAGUGAGCAGCUAGCGCUGGGAGCGGGAUGGUGAUGUAGGCUUUUUGCCAUAUGCGGAUGGACAAGAAUUAGGGAGAGAGAGAGAGACCAGAGCAUCGUCUAUGCUCAGACUGCUCUGCGUGUGGUAGAAGCAUAAAAUAAAACUUGCUCGAAGAAAGGCAGAAGAAUAUGAACAUCAGGCAGGAAUAAGCAGUUCUUGCUUCUGGUGGUGGACAGAGAGAGACCAAAUUUGCAGGGAAGGUCUGGGGUGUCCAGAAGAGAUGAGGUGGCUUAGAGAGGAGAGAUGAGGUUCACCCGCACCCAGCAGCUGAGGGAUGGUUAUUGUUCCCCCCUCCUGCAUGUGCUCAGCCUUCCUGGGCGUCCAUCCCUCCAAAUCGCUGAGUAGGACAGGAGUGCUAUUUCAGGAGAGAGGACAUCCGUGGGGGCCCAUGCAGCAGGGGCAACCAGACCCACCACCCCAAAGCUCAAUGCCAUCCCAGCUAAAGCUGUCCCUGCCUCUCCCCCUCGAGCUGGGGGGCAGGGGUGGGGGGCUCCCCAGUGGUUCUGGUCCAGACCGAACCAUCAGGGCUGCUGGACCAGAAUCAGUAAUGAGAAACUGGUUUUGCUCUGAAUUUGUAAUUCUGCCGGCUGGUUCCUUCCAGGGGCUCCCCCAGGUGGGGGACCAGCAGCCCCUAGCCCACUCCUUGUGGGCACCCCAAUCCCUGCACCCCAACAUGCCUUUUUGUCUUGUUUUAAUUGGAGACGCACGGGGAAGGACCGGAUUAAAGGGCCAACAGAAUUAAAGUGUUUUCUGCUAA
Molecule: messenger RNA, 3401 nt
Organism: Calidris pugnax (ruff)
Lineage: Eukaryota; Metazoa; Chordata; Aves; Charadriiformes; Scolopacidae
Gene: SYNDIG1L
Product: synapse differentiation inducing 1-like
Exons: 4
Coding region: 179-904 (241 amino acids)
Cellular component (GO): intracellular membrane-bounded organelle; membrane
Source: RefSeq, a predicted model, not a curated record